Molecule: messenger RNA, 1578 nt
Organism: Aplysia californica (California sea hare)
Lineage: Eukaryota; Metazoa; Mollusca; Gastropoda; Aplysiida; Aplysiidae
Gene: Src2
Product: Src tyrosine kinase 2
Biological process (GO): cell surface receptor protein tyrosine kinase signaling pathway; innate immune response; cell differentiation
Cellular component (GO): extrinsic component of cytoplasmic side of plasma membrane
Molecular function (GO): ATP binding; non-membrane spanning protein tyrosine kinase activity; signaling receptor binding
Source: RefSeq, marked provisional
AUGGGUAACUGCUUCGGGGGAUCCCAUUCGAAGCCAGUUUCCAACACUGCCGGUGAUGCCUCGCCCUCUCACAGACUAGCAGAAAAUGGUGCACUUGUUACUACAACAGCAGGCACAGCUGUAGCCUCAAACACAAACAAUUCACAGGGCAGUGCUUCACCUUUGAACCAGUCACCCCAGCACAGGGUUGAUGCACACAGUGAAGUUGCGUCAACUGGACCUUUAAAAGUUUUUGUUGCAUUGUAUGAUUAUGAUGCGAGGACUGAUGAAGAUCUUUCAUUUCGCAAAGGAGAGCACUUGGAGAUACUAAAUGAUACCCAAGGUGACUGGUGGUAUGCGAAAUCAAAAACAACCAAGAAGGAAGGAUACAUCCCGUCUAAUUAUGUUGCAAAGCUAAAAAGCUUAGAGUCUGAAGCAUGGUACUUUGGAAAGAUUAAAAGAGUUGAAGCUGAAAAGAAACUCUUGUCUCCUGAAAAUGAGCAUGGUGCUUUUUUGAUACGAGACAGUGAAAGUCGACGCAAUGACUAUUCUCUCUCAGUCCGUGAUGGAGACACAGUCAAACAUUACAGAAUUCGUCAGCUAGAUGAAGGAGGUUUUUUCAUCGCCAGAAGAAUUACAUUCCAGACUUUAGCCGACCUCGCAGAGCACUAUAGUGCUGAUUCAGAUGGCUUGUGCGUCAACCUCAGAAAACCCUGUUCUCAGGUGGAGAAACCACAAACUGUGGGUCUGUCGUACAACACAAAAGAUCAGUGGGAGAUCCCCAAAAGUUCACUCAAGCUCAUUCGCAAAAUUGGUCAUGGGCAGUUUGGAGAAGUUUGGGAGGGUCUUUGGAACAACACCACACCAGUGGCUAUCAAGACUCUCAAACCAGGUACUAUGGAUCCCAAAGAUUUCUUAGCAGAGGCUCAGAUUAUGAAGAAGUUGCGUCAUCCCAAACUCAUUCAGCUGUAUGCUGUCUGCACGCAAGAUGAACCCAUUUACAUCAUCACAGAACUCAUGAAGAAUGGCAGCUUGCUGGAGUUUUUGCAAGGAAAAGGUCGUGUAUUGAAGUUGCCUCAAUUGAUAGAUGUAGGAGCCAAUAUAGCCUGCGGCAUGGCCUACUUGGAGUCGCAGAACUACAUCCACAGAGAUUUGGCUGCCCGCAAUAUCUUGGUUGGGGACAACAACAAUGUGAAGAUUGCAGACUUUGGUCUUGCCAGAGUGAUUAAGGAGGACGAGUAUGAGGCUCGGGUUGGUGCACGAUUCCCCAUCAAGUGGACAGCCCCAGAGGCUGCCAACUUCAACAGAUUCACAAUCAAGUCGGACGUCUGGUCCUUUGGAAUUUUACUCACUGAGAUUGUAACAUAUGGCAGAGUACCUUAUCCAGGAAUGACCAACGCAGAAGUGCUGCACCAGGUUGAGCAUGGCUACCGCAUGCCGUGCCCCCAGGGAUGCCCCAAGGCCCUGUAUGACAUCAUGCUGGACUGUUGGCGCAAGGAAGAGAUUGAGAGGCCCACCUUCGAGACACUGCAGUGGAAGCUAGAGGAGUUCUUCUCCAUGGACCCCAAGGAGUACAGAGAGGCCUCUUUCAUACGAUAA